Blepharisma stoltei is the source of this 1025-nucleotide messenger RNA. NCBI's taxonomy places the organism in Eukaryota, Ciliophora, Heterotrichea, Heterotrichida, Blepharismidae. The record is from the annotation of a GenBank genome assembly.
AUGGUCAAGAAAGGAGGCAAGAUUAUUAGAAUCUUGGCGCUGCUAUAAUGCAAUUUGACCUCUUUGAGACGUCUCGAUUAGGCUUGAUCGAAAGAAAUGAUGAUUUGACGAGAGAGUACUCUCACAAAAACUUUAUUUUCCUUUCCUAGCCAUAUAAUGCAAGAGUGAACUAAAGGAAUGUUUCUUCCUUGCUUUGUGAGCUUCAGUGCUGAGUGAGCAACUAUGGACUUCUGAAUCUGAUUCGGCUAAUUGGUAGAACUUUAACCAAGGAGAAACUUUGGUAUAGAGGCUGCCCGAUGAUGGCGCAUCGAGCAACUUCUAUAUCUUAUAAGUGCCAAAAUGUGUUCCUCAAGGAGCUACAAGAUCAUUGUGGCUCAGGCCGAUUACAUUUAGUUUCUAAAGAAUAUAUCCUCUACCCAGAGAAUGCAGCAAGUUCAUUCCAUUUACAACUAUAGGAACUUAGCAAGGCUUAACCGGAUGCACAUUAAUUCUCAAGUUCACCUUGACCAUAAGAUUGAGAAAAUUGUGUCAAGAAGUCAAUUCCACUUGUGUCCAUUAUAUGUAUGUGAGGCAAGAUGAUUCAAUGGAUUAAUUACAGAGUCAGAGUCACUCUGACUGAUGGUCGUCAAAUGGUAGGCAAUUUUCUAGCCUUUGAUAAACACAUGAACGCAGUGCUAUCAGAUACUGAAGAAUUUCGUAAAGUAAAACCUAAAAGAUCUGGGGAAUUAGAAAAAGAGCAAAAAAGAAUGCUUGGAAUGAUACUGAUUAGAGGCGAAAACAUUGUAAGCAUCACUGCAGAAGCUCCUCCUCCACCACAAGCAAGAAAACCUGGAGAAGGUCUUGUAAUUGGAAGAGCCAAGCCAGUUGAAAAAGGAAUUGUGGGAGGAACUUUUGAUAAAGCACCACCAGGACUUGCAGGACCAAGCGUGUUGGGAGGACCUCCACCACCUCCAGUUUCAGUGAUGUUAAAUGCGCCAGGAAGGGCUCCACCUUCAAGACCACCUCCACCUGCAUUUAAUCCUUAA